GUGUCGGCAUGCACGUGCAUGAAGGUUACCAACAGCGCGUUCUUGAUUGUAGGAAACGCCUUAUCUCGAUUGAGUCACCUGGUCGUGGCGAAUGCAAAGAGUUAACGGCAUUUGGAACUGGACGUAAAAUACCUUGAGUUUUGUAUGUCUCGAAAGGGUGCUAGGGCUCGGGGUACUUGAACGGCUACGACUCCACUAACCAGCCUCACUCGAACAUUUUCGCAGUCUCGAGCACAGCCAUCUCCACCUCGCUCCGUCCAGAGCAGGUAUUACCGUGAUCGGAUCUAUCGAACACUCGCAUAUUCCAGCCUUUCAACAAGCCAGCGCUUGUCUUCCCACCUUCUUCCUCAUCCUCCAGUCGAGAAGUUAUCCCCAGACAGACAUGACGCUCAGCGGACCCGUGAAGCAGCAGCUUGAGGCCGCACGCGGCUACGUGUACCCGACGGACGGCGCGUUGGUUCCCGUGAACACCAAGAAGAGUGUGACAGGCAGCCAACUGCUGAAUGGCUACCGCCACCGCAGCGCCAAGGUUUGGAACUUCCUCGGACAUAAGCUGGCGGUCAUCAAGACGGUCAAACAGCGCAAGCGCCUUCUUGAGGUCGUGGCCAAGGGCGAUAUGGCCGAGGUCAUGGAUGCGCUCAAUGCCGGUGCCGACCUAGACGUCAAAAACUCGCUCGGCCAGUCGGCAGCCUACGUGGCCGCCGCCAACGGCUUCCACCACGUGCUCUCGUUGCUGCUGGAACGUGGCGCCAAUGCCAACGACGUGGCAUUGGACGGCACCUCGCCCCUGCACGUUGCCUGCGAGAACAACCACGACCGCGCUGCCAAGAUCCUCAUCAAGUAUAACGCGCGCGUGGAGGUGGCCGCGCUCAACGGGUACACGCCGUUGCACCUUGCGGCAAAGCACGGCCACACGGAGAUCGUGUCUGCCCUGUUGUCGGCGCGGGCCAAAUGCGACUUCCCGGUCAAGGACACGACUACCACGGCGCUUUUGCUUGCCUGUAUGGCUGGUCAUUCGAGCGUCGUUGAGCAGCUGCUGGACGCUGGUGCCGACCCGCAGGUGGAGGACGCCGACGGCAACACUCCGCUGCACUUCACGAGUCGCGACGGCAACUACCGUGCAACGUACCUUUUGUUGACGGCUGGAGCUGACCCGGACAUGCCGAACGAGCAGGACGAAACGGCUUUUGAUAUGGCGGAGAAGCAGGGCCACUCGCAUGUGCAAUAUCUACUGGAGACCAACGGCAUGGGUGUGGACGGCCAGACAGUGGACGAGAUGGACAUGGCCUGCUCCCAGGACGCCCGACUCAGCGAGGCAUUGGCCCGCAACCGACCAGAAAUCGCCGAGAUCAUCGUCAAGCUUCACAUGAAAUACGCGGGCUACUUCGCGUUGGGCGCGCUGCCCGAAGACGAACGUGUGACGGAGUUCUCAGAGAACACCAACCAGCUACUGUUCUAAGCGAGUUGCUGGCAUGGAACGCCAUGAGCCGAGCCUAUUUCGCUGGAUGUACAACAACCCAUGCGCAAAUCAACAAAGAGAAAGAAGCUCCAUGCGAGAGAAGCAAGAAUCAAUGCUUGUCUCCAUAUCAAUAAAUCUAGCACGAUUCCAGCGAGAGAAGCAGGAGUGGGGGUAGACACGUUCCAUUCGAUGUAUAUAGAAGCUGUGAAGUGAUGCGUGAACUCAAAUGUAGUCGACGAUAUCAUACUCCUCUGUAUUGCUAGCAUCGCUAUUGUUUUGAGCAGGUAUGUCUACCUGGAAAGGCCGUGUAGAAAUUAGCAUGAGCUCUGCAUUACGUAUUCAUGCGAAAUUGAUGUGCUCGUUGCAAACGGC
Phytophthora nicotianae INRA-310 is the source of this 1831-nucleotide messenger RNA. RefSeq lists its product as hypothetical. NCBI's taxonomy places the organism in Eukaryota, Oomycota, Peronosporomycetes, Peronosporales, Peronosporaceae. The record is from RefSeq and is a predicted model, not a curated record. Bases 383 to 1459 code for a protein of 358 amino acids. Gene Ontology annotation, molecular function: protein binding. The transcript has a single exon.